GAAGGACUCGCUUGUCCUCCACAGGGCUGAAAUAGAUUAGCUAGCCUCCCGGCGCGGUGCAUCGUGGGGCGCGUGCCCUGAAGAGUUCUGUGGAAAGUGCAAGGAGGGAAAAGUCCUUCUCGAGGCUUUUUUGGGAAAGGCGGCGAGGAUGGAGGCUCCCUUCUGGCUGCUCCUGCUGCUGCCGCCGGCCUCUUGUGGCUUCGCCACCGCCUUCGACAGCGACUUCACGUUCACGCUUCCCGCCGGCCGGAAAGAGUGCUUCUUCCAGCCCAUGCAGAAAGAGGCCUCGCUGGAGAUCGAGUACCAGGUUCUAGAUGGAGCAGGUUUAGAUGUAGAUUUUCACCUUGUAUCACCAACUCAUGAAACCCUCGUUUUUGAACAGAGAAAAUCAGAUGGAGUUCACACAGUGGAAACAGAAGCUGGUGAUUACAUGUUCUGCUUUGACAACACAUUCAGCACCUUGUCAGAGAAGGUGAUUUUCUUUGAAUUGAUCUUAGAUAACAUGGGAGAUGAAGAGCAAGAAGAUUGGAAGCAGUAUAUCACUGGCACUGAUCUUCUCGAUAUGAAGUUGGAAGAUAUCCAGGAAUCUGUCAAUAGUGUGAAGUCCAGGCUAAGCAAAAGCAUCCACAUUCAGACCCUGCUCAAAGCAUUUGAAGCUCGUGAUAGAAACAUACAAGAGAGCAAUUUCGACAGGGUAAACUUUUGGUCCAUGGUUAACCUGGCAGUAAUGGUUGUAGUGUCAGCUGUUCAGGUGUACAUGCUGAAGAACCUUUUUGAAGAUAAAAGGAAAAUUAGAACGUAACGCCAGGGUAACAAACAAGGAGAAAUGCAAUAAACUGCUGCAGAGAAGAAGAUGGAUGGCACUUCCUAGCUUCUUUGAAUGGACAAAUGUGAGCAAAGUGCCUUUCUUUGCUCCAAAAAUUAGUUUUUAGCCAUUAAAUGUAACUGAAUACUUUUCUGAAUAACCUUGACCUUCUUACUUUGGAGAAAUUACUUGAGCAAGUUUAGAUUUUUACUAUUUGCUAUAUUUGUAUAUACAUGCUCUCUUAACUACUGUCAGCCUAAAUAUAAGAUUUUUUUUUUAAAAAAGCAGAACAUUGCAGUUAUGAACUGACGGUGUAUUCAGCAUUUCUGAUUUGAAUAGCUCACUUAAAAUAUUUUAUGUGGGUAUGGUAUGCUGUUAUAAAGUCCACCUGUUUUGAGUGGCUAUAAGUGAAGACUUGUGAUUGGUAGCAAUUAACAGAAAUAUUCAGCAAGUCAACACUGACAUUGUAUUGCCUUUAAACAGUGUGGCUUAAGUCAAAUUGCUAGUCAUAAUAAUUACGGUAGACUUUUUGAAGCAGUGGGAUUUACAUAUAUGGCAUUAUGCAAUAAAGUAGCUUUCCCGUGCUAGGGAUUAACAUAUUGAAGAGGCACCGGUUUUACUUAUCUACUGAAGACAAAAUAUUGCAUAUGGUUUAUGUAACCUUUUGAUGAUGCAAGCACUUGGGCAUACUAGCAAUCUAAUGGUGAGAACAACUGUUUUUAGACUCUCAUUACUAUCAGUUUCAUUUGUUAGCUUUUGAGACUUCUGCAAUCCUAUAUUUAUUCUGCCAUACAAAUGAGUAAAACAUGGAUGGCCUAUAUGGAGGCCUAUCUCUGUGUCUUAAAACCAAAGUUUAACUAUUACAGUGUUCUCCGGUGAUUACAUCACAUGUAUACUCCAGAGCAGGAGUCCUCAGACUUUUUAAGCACAGGGCUGGUCCACAAUCCUUCAGACUGUUGAGGGGCCGAAUUAUCAUUUGAAAAAAAAAUGAACAAAUUCCUAUGCACACUGUACAUGUCUUAUUUGUAGUGCAAACCUCCCUCCCAACAGUGAAAGAACAAUACAAUAUUUAAAAAUAAGAACAAUUUUAACCAACAUAAACCUAUCAGGAUUUCAAUGGGAAAUGUGGGCCUGCUUCUGGCCAAUGAGAUAGUCAAGUUACUUAGUAUUGUUGUUGUGUGCCUUCAAGUCAUUUCAGACUUUGGGUGAGCCUAAGUCUAAAACUGAGGGCGGGGGCCAGGUAAAUGACCUUGGAGGGCCACAUCUGACCCAUGGGCCUUAGUUUGGGGACCCUGCUCCAGAGACUAAACUGUUCAGAGAAAGAUAAAAGCCAAAAAAAAAAACAAAAACAAAAAACUACAAAUUCAAGGCUUGUGAAAAGUUAAGUAGUAUCUGGUCUCAUUUCGAAUACAGUGGGGCUUCUGUAUAUCGCUAGGGUUAGGUUCCAGUUAAUUCAAAAAUCUGUUGAUAUUCAAGUUGCUUUAUAUACAAUGACAUAGUAAAAUUGUGUCCCUUAUAAUUUCUUUGUAAAAGAAUGAUUAUGUUUGACCUUGGGAACAAGUCACUUUCAGAUUAACUGAAAAUCCCACUUUUUAAAAGUUUGCAGUAUUUGUUUCUUGCUACUUUCCUUAUAAGGUAAUUAUUCUACUUCUUGCUUGUAAAUCAUGACAACUAUCCAUGAAGUCUGCCUUAGAUAUCAUACAGAAAAAGUAACAAGGUGUUUCAAAGAAUACUCAAAAACAAGUCUUAAUUGAAUGGCAGCUUACUCUCCAGGAAGGGUGGUAGUGGCAGUAUGCCCUUUCUAACUUCAAAUAAACUAUUGCUCCCCAAAAUGUUUGCUUGGGGAAGAAAUAGGGUAGUACAGACACACUAUACUUAUUUCAGUGCUGUGAGUAAAUUCCAUGGCUCCAAACCACUCAAGCUGUACAUGUCUUAAAAUUGAUAGCAUGCCAAAGUAAAAUGGACUACUAACCCCACCCCUAAUACCCACAAGGUCUUCAUAUUUAAAAAUCAAUGUAUUGAACUCUUUGCUUCAGAGCCAUUUUUUCCUGUAACAAGUUUUCCCGUAACAAGUCCCUUCUGGUAUUAGUCUCCCCCCCCAAAAAAAACAAAAAAACAAAACAAAAAAAACCCCACAAGAAUCGUCUAACCUAAAAUAUCUGUGGAGCAGCAUAAAACUUGGAAAAAUUGUUCCCCAACAGCCCCUAGAAGCUGAAAGUGGUCUUUUUCAGUGAAAAAACAAUGUAGGAAUAUGAGGGCUUACAUUUACUUGCUCCAUCUUAAAGCUAGUUCAAGACCUUUUAGAUCCUAGAUCUGUACCACUUUCUUGCCUGAUAAAAAUAAUUUAAAGCCCCUAACCAUUAAAACUUUUAACUAGAGAUGCUGAAACUUGCAGCCCUUCAUACUGGCAAGUUGAACUGUCUAUAGUAUUGCAGGGAAAACCUUAUUUAGUUUGAGCUAAAUUUCAUUUCUAAUGAACCAAGCAAAAAUAAACUGUUUUUUUAAAAAGAGACAAUAGGCAUGAACUAAUUUAAUAUUAUACACUUCAGGCUUUCAUAAAAUAGUGUAUCAUGGCUAGAUGGAAGUGCUGGCUUCCUGUUUCACAUAAACACUAUAUCCAAAGAUAUAAUUUGCUAACAUGCCAGUAUACUAUAAUUCGAAUAAUAGCAAACUUACUAUUUCAUUUAAGUUACAUUGGUAGGCCCUUCUGCAUAGAAGUGUUCACAUCAGAUGGCAGAACAAGGGUUAGUUAAAUGACCACUGCAAGCCCAAAAGUCAGUUUUGAGAGUGCAGCUGUAGGAAUCUCAAUCAAGAUCCCCAAAAACUAUAUGCAGCCACCUACUCAAUAUAAUAACAAUCUUAAAGUGCACUGAUAGUCUAAUUUAAGUGGUCAAAUGCACACAUUCUACCAUCCACUGAAAAUAGGCACAAGUGAAUAAAAGGAUGGCUUUCUCUUAUAAAGGAGAACAAACAGCUGAAAUGAACAAGUCACUCCAAAAUAGACACCAAAAUUUAGAAUGUGAAUGCUAGUUCUAUAGCGCUGUUUGUUAAUAAAUAUUCAUACUAGAAAACUGUGACUAAUCCUUCUACCUCAGAUGUUUAUGCUACUGUUUAUUGGUCUGUCCUUCUUGUUGACUUCCAACAAGAACCUUUAUAGAGGUAGUGGGUUUGUCAAAUAUUUCCUGAUUUUGGCACUCAUGGGUACAUUGUAUAAUUGGAACAGAUGACAAUAAAGCUUUUACAACUUUAUAAGUGAAAAUGCAAGAAAUUCUUUGUUAUUUGAACAAAAUAGUAAAUGGCUAAACAUGAAGCUGUGAAAUGAGAAAAUAAAAUAAAGAAAACUUAA
Molecule: messenger RNA, 4151 nt
Organism: Anolis carolinensis (green anole)
Lineage: Eukaryota; Metazoa; Chordata; Lepidosauria; Squamata; Anolidae
Gene: tmed5
Product: transmembrane p24 trafficking protein 5
Exons: 4
Coding region: 149-802 (217 amino acids)
Biological process (GO): endoplasmic reticulum to Golgi vesicle-mediated transport; intracellular protein transport; Golgi ribbon formation
Cellular component (GO): endoplasmic reticulum; endoplasmic reticulum-Golgi intermediate compartment; COPII-coated ER to Golgi transport vesicle
Source: RefSeq, a predicted model, not a curated record